Neocloeon triangulifer is the source of this 2457-nucleotide messenger RNA. RefSeq names its product fatty-acid amide hydrolase 2. The transcript is spliced from 8 exons. NCBI's taxonomy places the organism in Eukaryota, Metazoa, Arthropoda, Insecta, Ephemeroptera, Baetidae. The record is from RefSeq and is a predicted model, not a curated record. The coding region runs from base 237 to 1904 and encodes 555 amino acids.
CAACACUAUCGGUUAAAUGGCCAGAAACAACCAGAAGUGAGACCCAAGCCCGAGAAGUGAGACCAAAAGCUGUUUUUCUGUGGUCCCCGCGUCGUAGGAAGGACGCCAAUUCGAAAGGAUUGUCCAGCGUCCGAAAAAGGUCACCACGAGCAGAUCUGCGGGAAACUUUACGACAGUUUUUGUCUGCAAAUCGUCCGAUCGAACGCAUAAAAAUAAGCAGGUGAAUAGUACAUAAAAUGGGCAAGAUAUCUCGUAAGGUGAAGGCGAAGGUUGCUAAAAUUAGACACGAAACUUCUAAAGCCACAGCAACUUCUCCGCCUGAGCGAAGAAUGUCGUGGUGGAAACAAGCGCGCGCCAAGUGGCUCUCCUUCCUGCGCCGACUGGUUGACCUGCUCAGCGGUAUCCUCUUCAGGGCCACCUACGCCAUCAAGGGCAGGACUGCCAUGCCGCCCAUCAAGAAUUUGCUUCUCCUGGAACCGGCGACAUCGAUAGCCGCGAAAAUCAGAUCGCGGAAGCUGACAAGUGAAGAGGUGGUGAAGGCUUUUAUCAAUCGGAUCGAAGAAAUCAAUCCCGUUUUGAAUUGUGUCGUGGACCAUCGCUUUGAGGAGGCCCUGGAGGAGGCAAGGGCUGUGGACCGAAUGCUCGCAACAACAAAGAAGACGCCGGAGGAAAUCCUGAAAGAGACCCCUUUUCUGGGAGUACCUUUUUCAACCAAAGACGCCAUCAUGGUUGAAGGAAUGAGUUUUACCGCUGGACUGCAUUGCCGGAAACACAUCAGAGGUUCUGAAGAUGCUGAGACUGUGGCGCGUUUGAGGAAGGCAGGAGCAAUUCCUCUUGCCAUCACAAACACCUCCGAGGUGUGCAUGUGGUGGGAGAGCCACAAUCGGGUGCACGGCCGCACCAACAACCCUUACGACACAAGCAGAAUUGUCGGAGGCUCAUCAGGUGGAGAAGCCUGCAUCCAGGCUGCAGCAGGAACUCCAAUGGGUCUUGGCUCUGACAUUGGGGGUUCGAUUCGCAUGCCUUGCUUCUUCAAUGGAAUUUUCGGCCACAAACCCACAAGAGGCACAAUUUCUAAUCACGGAGAGUGGCCAGUGGCCUCCGAAACUCACGAGACUUACCUCGGCACAGGGCCUAUGUGCAAGUUUGCCACCGAUUUGCUGCCCAUGGUUAAAGUUCUGGCCCACCGUGAUUUACAAUUGGACAGGAAGGUUGAGCUCAGACGCCUUCGCAUUUAUUACAUGGAAGACGACGGUGGAAAUCCACAUGUUAGUCCAGUCGACGCUGAAAUCAAACAGAGCAUGCGGAAAGUCCUCGACUACCUCGCACAAGCCCACGGUCUCAAGCCCACAAAGAUUGACUUGCCAAGGUUACGACGAGCUGUUUCCAUUUGGUUGGCCAAAAUGAACAUUGUCGGAACUCCUGACUUUUGCCAGCAAUUAGCAAAUUGCGAGGGUUCGAUCAAUUUGGGAUGGGAACUCAUGAAGUGGACAGUUGGACAGUCGAAUCACACAUUCAUUGCUCUAAUGACUGCCUUGACUGAGAAAAUGGGCGUGCAGCCUGGAACCCCCGGCUACGAUCGCCUCUUCUCCAUGUGCCAAGAGCUGCACGACGAAAUGCAAGCCCUCCUAGGAGAGGAGGGUGUUUUUUUCUACCCCACUCAUCCGACGCCUGCACCGUACCACAACGAACCCGUCUUGCGGCCAUUCAACUUUUCUUACACUGCCAUUAUUAACGUUCUCGGCUUUCCAGCCACAGCAAUUCCUCUGGGUCUUUCCUCCAACGGCCUUCCUAUCGGCCUGCAGGUGGUUGGUGGCCUCCACCAAGACAGACUCACUCUGGCCAUGGCUGUUGAGCUGGAAAAAGCCUUCGGUGGCUGGGUUCCACCGAAAAUCGAAGUUUAAUCGAGAUUCAGACGAUGAGCUCUUAUUCAAAUGUCAAUUUUUUGCUUUUUGGUGUACGUUGGCAACUGGAUUGCUUUUUGUACCAAUGGAACCACUUCUAAGCUCUGCAAAAAUUUUAUCCUUUUAGAUAUUGUGUGGAAACUCCUCUGUGGGUCUCUCAAAUGUGUGGCUUAAUCGUUCAUGCUUCGUGUUCUUGAGAAGUUUUCAGAAAUCUUUUUUAGUCGUUUCAGUGAUUUACGUUAGGUUGAUGCCGAGACUGUGAGAUAAAUAUGUUAUAAAAUGUAUGCUGGUGCAUUUAUAGUAUUGGCGCCACUGAGGUGCCAAUUGCGACGACUCAUAUGAUCGAUUGAGGCAACGACAGUCUUCAUUCGUUCUCUUAAUCACUUGAUAUUUAUUAAUUAUACAUCACACUUUGAAAUGUUAUAUAACUAUUAUAAUGUUCCAUAAUGAUAAUUAUAUGAAAAUUCUAUUGUCUUUAUAUUUGUAAAAACGUUCAAUAUACACUAUGACAUUUCAUAAAAAAUAAUACAACGCCAAAUUAUACACACACUUA